Molecule: messenger RNA, 456 nt
Organism: Venustampulla echinocandica
Lineage: Eukaryota; Fungi; Ascomycota; Leotiomycetes; Helotiales; Pleuroascaceae
Exons: 2
Coding region: 1-456 (151 amino acids)
Source: RefSeq, a predicted model, not a curated record
AUGGCUACCACGCAGCCUUGGGUCCCGGCGGCGACGGUUACUACGGAGCAGGACUCCAGCAUCUCUACCCAGAUCCCUUCCGCAAGCGGCGGAAGCAUGUACAUGCCCGCUGCCCUCCCACCAGCGGACCGCGCGAGCCCUCCACGUGCUUGGUCAUAUGUUUAUUUUUACGCCCCCGAUUACCAAGAUGCGUGGCUGCUGUGGCCGCCGGGAUGGACUCAACUUCAUUCCACGCCAUUGGCCCUCAGCCCUGGCGCGACGGCGACCCGACCCAACAUCGCGACACAAUCGACUGCUCCGUCGCACACCGCAGCUUCUCUCGUGCAUCGAGCCAUGUCGGCCCCUGUCCUGCAGCUCUGGGCCAAUAGGAGGGCCAAGAUCGUACAUUGGCGAGGUCCGGAGGUAUACGACGACGGUGAAGGGAGGUCGAAGUGGCGGAGAGCCCUCAUAUCGUGA